Phalaenopsis equestris is the source of this 1599-nucleotide messenger RNA. Its product is annotated as berberine bridge enzyme-like 26. The transcript is spliced from 2 exons. The coding region runs from base 1 to 1599 and encodes 532 amino acids. The record is from RefSeq and is a predicted model, not a curated record. Gene Ontology annotation, molecular function: oxidoreductase activity; FAD binding. Lineage: Eukaryota; Viridiplantae; Streptophyta; Magnoliopsida; Asparagales; Orchidaceae.
AUGAAGUUUCCUAUCUCACUUUUCAUUAUACUUCUCUUCAUUGUCUUCUUACCUAACCCUUCCCAUUCCCUCAGCCCAAAGACCUUUACUUCAACCCAAAAAUCCUUUCUCCAAUGCCUCAACUCCGCCUCCUUCCCUUCUAAUCUCAUUUUCACCCCAACUAACAAAAACUACACAACCAUUCUUUACUCUUCCAUAAAAAAUAUUAGAACUCUCACCAACUCUUCUAAACCUCUCCUCAUCCUCACCCCAAGUAAGGAAUCUGACGUCCAAUCCUCUGUUUCCUGCUCAAAAGCAUUGAAUAUCCUCAUAAAAACUCGUAGUGGUGGUCAUGAUUUUGAAGGCCUCUCAUAUGCUUCAACGUUAACCGAUGCAUUUAUAAUCAUAGAUCUCCAAAAGCUUAGUUCUAUAACUAUUGAUUCGUUGAUGAACACAGCUUGGGUUCAAGCUGGUGCUACUUUAGGAGAACUAUAUUAUGCUAUUGCUAUGAAAAGUAGAGUUGUUGGAUUUCCUGCGGGUUCUUGUCCUACUGUGGGGGUUGGUGGUCAUUUCAGUGGUGGAGGAAUAGGUACUAUUAUGAGAGCUUAUGGCAUUGCAAUUGAUAAUAUUAUCGAUGCAAGAAUUGUGAAUGCAAAAGGUGAAAUUCUUGAUAGGGAAGCCAUGGGUGAAGAUUUUUUCUGGGCCUUGAGAGGAGGAGGCGGAGCAAGCUUUGGAGUCAUAUUGUCUUAUAAGAUAAAUCUUGUUCAAGUCCCACAAAAGGUCACAGUCUUUACAAUUUCAAAAACACUAGAAGAAGGUGCUACAAAGCUCAUCAAUAAGUUUCAGAAUAUAGCUUACAACCUCGAUAAAAGAAUAUUUUUGCAAUCAAUAUUGGCGCCAGUGAAUAAAGAUAACACAAAUAAAACUAUUCAAGCCACUUUUAGUUCUUUGUUCCUUGGUCAAAAAUAUGAACUUAUUUCUAUCUUGGAACAAAGCUUUCCAGAAUUAGAAUUGAAGGAAAUAGAUUGCUUAGAAAUGAGUUGGAUUGAGUCAAUUUUGAAAUUUGCUGGUUACUCUUCUACUUCACAUUUAGAUGUUCUACUUGAUAGAAAGCCAUGGUCAAACACUACAUCAUUCAAGAAUAAAUCAGAUUUGAUGACUUCGCCAAUAAGUGAAGAAAAGUGGAAAGAGAUCUUUAAAUUUCUUCUUGAGGGGGAGCAAUCGCUUUUGAUGAUUAUUAACCCUUUAGGUGGAAUGGUGGCAGAAGUCUCUGAAAAUGAGACUCCAUUUCCCCAUAGAAAUGGAAGCAUGUAUGAUAUACAAUAUAUCACUCAAUGGACUGAAGAGGGAAUGAGAAAAACACAGAAGUAUUUGGAAUGGACGAGAAAAUUUUAUAAGUUUAUGACCCCUUAUGUUUCCAAAGAUCCAAGAGUUGCUUAUGUUAAUUACAGAGAUUUGGAUUUGGGUACUAAUCGAGAAGGGAACACAAGUUAUAAGGAGGCAAGUGUUUGGGGUGAAAAGUAUUUUAAAGGUAAUUUUAGAAGAUUGGCUCAAGUGAAGAGUGAGGUUGAUCCAAGUAACUUUUUUAGAAAUGAGCAGAGCAUUCCUCUACUCUUGUGA